AUGCAGCAGCAAGUACUUGCACAAGAGGAGCAGGACCCCGCCUCCAGACCGUCGGCCAGUGCCCCAGCCGGCGACCAAGCGCAAGGAGGCGAACUAAUCGCCUCAGAAAUCGCGGCAGAGCUGACCUACCUCAGGAGGCAAAGAGAGAAGUACGGCCGAAAUGAAGUCCGCAUCACCAACGUUGGCCCCAGCAAAGCGGGCAAGACGACCUUUGUUGCUGCGCUGCAAGACGAGGAGGUCACGGUACCGCCUCAUCUAGGCGCGGGCAACCACCACGGCACGCACUGGGUGUGCCAGGACUCGUACACGACGACCCUCCUGGGCCAGGAGCUCCGGGUGGUGAGCCAGGACCUCAAGGGCAUCACCUACGACGCCGCCGAGUCCCGGACGAUGGAGGAGAUCGCCGAGGAGGUGGGCAACAUCUACGUCGGGGUCUUCCCCAGCGAGCUCCUACAAGUGCCCCACGAAGCGAGCAGGCGCCAGGGCGAGAUCGAGCAGGAGCCGCAGGACACCCUGCUGCUCGUGUUCGGGGCCAAUCUCCUCAAUGAGAAGAACGCGCUCCACUGCCUCGCCACCAUCGCCAAGAACUUGGCCAGGAAGCACCUGCCCUACUUCAUCGCCCUGACCAAGGUGGACCUGCUCCCCGAGGAGACCACCGUCGAGGCUGCCAUCCAGAAGGUGGAGGAGGCAACGGGCACGAAUCGCGCCUUCAUCUUCUCUAUUGCCAACACGAUCAAGGACCGGCAGAAACUGCCUCCCCAGACCACCCUCCAGAUCCUGCGGCUCUACUCGGCCAUCCUGCGCCACACCCGGGGUCGACUCGGACCUGCCCCGUGGACGCGCCGGGCUGCGGUGGGCCGAGUGGGUCGAGGUGGUGAAGAAGGCUCGCAGGAAGCUGGCGCAACAAAAUGA
Molecule: messenger RNA, 912 nt
Organism: Acanthamoeba castellanii str. Neff
Lineage: Eukaryota; Discosea; Longamoebia; Acanthamoebidae
Exons: 3
Coding region: 1-912 (303 amino acids)
Source: RefSeq, a predicted model, not a curated record